Messenger RNA from Octodon degus (degu), 2445 nucleotides. It is a transcript of the gene Trafd1, whose product is annotated as TRAF-type zinc finger domain containing 1. The annotation marks the transcript as partial. Lineage: Eukaryota; Metazoa; Chordata; Mammalia; Rodentia; Octodontidae. The record is from RefSeq and is a predicted model, not a curated record. The transcript is spliced from 10 exons.
CAAAGGAACAUUGGUAUCUGCCCCAUCUGCAAGGAGCCAUUUCCCAAAUCUGACAUGGAGAUUCACAUGGCUACAGAACACUGUCAGGUCACUUGCAAAUGUAACAAGAAGUUUGAGAAGAUGCACUUAAAGAACCAUGAGGAGACUGAGUGCCCUCUGCGGCUUGCUCUCUGCCAGCACUGUGAUUUGGAACUUUCUGUUCUCAAACUGAAGGAACAUGAAGAUUACUGUGGUGCGCGGACAGAGCUGUGUAGCAGCUGUGGGCGCAAUGUCCUUGUGAAAGAUCUGAAGACUCACCCUGAAGUCUGUGGGAGACGGGAGGAGGAAAAGAGAAAUGAGGGUGCGGUACCUCCAAAUACAUAUGAAGAGUCUUGGGGUCAAGGUGGAAUCUGGAUUGCAUCCCAGCUCCUUAGACAAAUUGAGGCACUGGACCCACACACAAGGCUACCUCGAAGGCACCUGCAAGCCCUGGAGUCAGACCUUUUCCACAGUAGGACUGCCAACCAAAGGAACAUGACAGCGCAUUUUCCAGUUGAGAAUAAUCUAUUUGAAGAACAAGAAAGGCAGGAAAGGAAUAGAGGCCAGAACCCCCCCUCAAAGGGUGGCGAAGAUUCUGCAAACUGGGACUUCAUGUUGGCCCUAAGUCUGCAGAAUGAGGGCCAGGCCACCAGCAUGGCAGAACAGGACUUCUGGAGGGCUGUGUGUGAGGCAGACCAGGCUCAUGAUGGUCCCCAUUCUCAGAAUGACAUAAAGGGUACAGCUGACAAGACCAUGUUGCCUUGUGAGUUUUGUGAGGAGCUCUACCCAGAGGAACUGCUGAUUGACCAUCAGACAAGUUGUAACCCUUCACGUGCCUUACCUUUGCUCAGUACUGGAAGCUCUCCCCCGAGGCGGGAGGAGGAUCCUGAUGUCAUCUUCCAGAGCUUCCUGCAGCAGGCUACAAAUAAUCAGUUGGACUCUUUGAUGGGCCUGAGUGACUCAGCCCCUGUGGGAGACAGUAUCAUCAUCCCAUGUGAAUUUUGUGGGGUACAGCUGGAAGAAGAGGUGCUAUUUCAUCAUCAGGACCAGUGUGACCAACGCCCGGCCACAGCCAGCCACCAUGUGAUGGAGGGGAUUCCUCAGCAGGACUCCCAGCCUCACGCGACCUCACCAGAGCUGCCCAGGAGGCGUGUCAGACACCAGGGAGACCUGUCUUCUGGUUACAUGGAUGAUAUCAAGCAGGAAGCAGCUAGAGGCUCCACCAGCAAUGCGGCGGAGAACAUGACAACCAGCUGUACCCAAAUGUCAGAUCCCACAUCAGCCCCCAGAUCUGGUUGCCAGCCCAGCCCUCCCCGGGUGGUGAAGCUCAGCAACUCAGAUAGCCAGGGCGCCCGGGGGCGGAAUCGAAACGGCCCCAUUGGGGCCCAGGCUGCUGCGCCUGCUCCGGGGAUGCACUCCAUGCGCAGUCUGUAUCCAGAAAGCCUUGUGCCCUCUUUCUCUCGAGGGCCUGUAGGGAGGCAUGGAGCCAGUGGUAGGAGUGAAGGUGGCAGGAGCUCCCGAGUCCCCCCUGCAGCCACCAGUUACCGUGGCAGAACUGCAAAGGCCAAGCCCCCAAAGCAGCAGGGAGCUGGGGAUGCGGAAGAAGAGGAGGAGGAGGAGGAGUGAUGGAGUCUGCGGAGACCCCUCCCCUGGGGCCCUACCUUCUAUGCAGAGCAGCACCUGCCGUGGAUCAGGCCCCACCUCCCUGGCUCUUUAGGCAGGGCAGAUUUUCCAGAUUUUAACUUUUUCUAGGUUAUGGCCAUUUUUUGUGUCUUUUCAGAUUGUGUUGUGAAAGUUUGGGGUUUGAGGGAGGGUUAGCACGGAAACUGUUGGGAGCCAACUUUCAGCCUUAGCUGCCACUUCGGGCAGCAGUGAUCACACAAGUUCUGGCCUCUGCCCACUGGGGCUCUGCCUUUUGAAAUACCAUCACCACUGCUUCUGGGUGCUCUGUGGUUCUGGUGGGAGGGAGAAGAGGGUUCUGGAAAUCUGUAGCCACCAGUGAAGUGAUUGUUUUCCCUGUGGGGGCUACCACGUGGGGCGUCUAGGUGACUCUUCUGUUACUGCUCCUGCCUGCUUCAGACUCCGGGCCCCUGGCGUGUGGAACACCUCUGAAAGUGCUCAGGCCUGUGGCACUGUUAGGGAGGAGGCCUCCAGAGAGGGGUUGGCCGGAGCUGCGUGGACUGGGGGUGUCUGAAGCUGCUUCCUUGUUGUUUGGCGUCACUGUUUCUGUUCCUGGUAGGUAUUGUGGCCCCUUUGUUCUCCCUGCCCUCUGUGGAGAGUGAGGGAUGCCUGUGCCCGAUGGGUCAUGCUGGGCUGCAGUCCCAUGCUUCCUCUGAAAAUCAAGCGUCAGAGCUACUUUCCCCUUUAUUUUACUAUAAUUGCUAUCAGCCUCCUUAUAAUAGAAAUAAAAUUUGUACUUGGAGUUCA